AGCUGCACUGACGGCGGAUGCCCGCGCCUCAGAGUUACUGACUUACUCUUGAGACUCCUCUACUGUCAUCUGUCCUCAUGGAUGAACUUCAAGAUGUUCAACUCACAGAGAUCAAACCACUUCUAAAUGAUAAGAAUGGUACACGAAACUUCCAGGACUUUGACUGUCAGGAGCACGACAUAGAAACAACUCACGGUGUGGUUCAUGUCACUAUACGAGGCUUACCGAAGGGAAACAGACCAGUUAUACUGACAUAUCAUGACAUUGGCCUCAACCAUAAAUCCUGUUUCAAUGCGUUCUUUAACUUUGAGGAUAUGCAAGAGAUCACCCAGCACUUUGCUGUCUGUCAUGUGGAUGCCCCAGGCCAGCAGGAAGGUGCACCCCCUUUCCCAACAGGGUACCAGUAUCCCACGAUGGAUGAGCUGGCCGAAAUGCUGCCUCCUGUUCUUACCCACCUAAGCCUGAAAAGCAUCGUUGGAAUUGGAGUUGGAGCUGGAGCUUAUGUCCUCAGUAGAUUUGCACUUAAUCAUCCGGAACUUGUGGAAGGCCUUGUGCUUAUUAAUGUUGACCCUUGUGCCAAAGGCUGGAUUGACUGGGCAGCUUCCAAACUCUCAGGUCUGACAACCAAUGUUGUGGACAUUAUUUUGGCUCAUCACUUUGGACAGGAAGAGUUGCAGGCCAACUUGGACCUGAUUCAAACCUACAGACUGCAUAUUGCCCAAGAUAUCAACCAAGAAAACCUACAGCUCUUCUUGGGUUCCUAUAAUGGGCGCAGAGACCUGGAGAUUGAAAGACCCAUACUGGGCCAAUAUGAUAACAAAUUAAAAACAUUAAAGUGCUCUACUUUACUGGUGGUAGGAGACAAUUCACCUGCAGUUGAGGCUGUGGUGGAAUGCAAUUCCCGCCUGAACCCGAUAAAUACAACUUUGUUAAAGAUGGCAGACUGUGGAGGAUUGCCCCAAGUAGUUCAGCCUGGGAAGCUCACCGAAGCCUUCAAAUACUUUUUGCAGGGAAUGGGCUACAUCCCGUAUGUGCAGCUCAGUCACCUGAGCACCGAGUCAGUACCAUCUGCCAGUAUGACCCGGCUCGCCCGGUCACGGACCCACUCAACCUCGAGUAGCAUCGGCUCUGGAGAAAGUCCCUUCAGCCGGUCUGUCACCAGCAAUCAGUCAGAUGGAACUCAAGAGUCCUGUGAGUCCCCUGAUGUCCUGGACAGACACCAGACCAUGGAGAUGUCCUGCUAAGCAGAUGCUCCUUCCCUGGACCAUGCAAUCCAUCCUUCUUCAAAUGACCACUCCAUAAUAUAACAUUUCAUUCUGUAAGCUGGCCUCUACUAUCUUUAACUCAUGCAUGGCCACUGAAACCUCUCUCUAGUAGCCUGGAUUUAUCAUUCUGUCUGCCUGCCCCACCCCCUUUUGUAUAUACCAAAAACCAUCCAUGCCAUUACUGUAACAUUCCAGCAUCUUAACUGAUCUGAGUUUCAUAUCUUCUCUUGCCAGCUUUUUCCUGUGCUCCCCCAGCUAUGUAUCAGAAAAGAUUCUUUAUCCCAACUCUGUGUGUGUGCGAGCACGUGUGUCUGUGUUUGUGUGUGCAUAGGUCUGUGAUUUUAGACAUGCUUCCUUGUAGUGCUUCUGCAAAAAAACAAAAAAGGGACUUUUUUGCAUUCUCAGUGAUGUUUUUCUCAGUGAUGUUUUUAAGGGAAAUGUGCGGCACAGAUUUCUGGGUUGGAUAGGCCAUUGCAUUCUCUUUUGUUUCCAAAUUGGUCAACAAGAUGUGCACAGUGAUUUCAGGAGAGAACAGCUCUUAAGGAAUGAGGAAGAUCCUAAGUACUGUUUGGACUGUUGAUUGAUUGUGACUAGUAGUAGAAGGGACCUGGUGCGUAGAGAGGCAGGCAGGUUGGCCAGCCACCUCCUCCUGUCCAAAUGAAUUCACGUGUGCUAUUCUGUAAAUAAAAGGGAGAUAUAUAUUCUGCUAGAAGCCCAUGAACCAUCAACAAGGUUCUGAUGCAGCAGCUUUAUCCAGGGAGUGAGUGUGGCUUAAUUACUGGACAUUCUUAGCACAGGAAGGUGGAAAACAAAAUGCCAGGCUUCCGCUCAGCAGGAGCAAAGUGCUGUCACUGUAGUGUCUGAAUACCACUUAUUAGACAUCCACAUAUCGCAAGAAGUGCCUCCCAGAUCUAUGAUGGAGACUGUUUCUCUACGCCAUAAUCCCCUCAAAAGGGAGAGAGAUCAAGUCGAUGGUGAGGAAAUGGGUGGGGAGAGAGGGACAGCCAUAAACAUGAACAAUAUUGUGUUUAAUGAGUAUAGCCUUGAUUUCAGCAGACUUAGUGGAAACUAAAUUAAACUGAUACAGAGCCCAUUACUCAGAAAGGUUCUUAAUCAUCUGAACUCCCUUUUGUAGGCGGGAAGGGGCCAAUCUGUAAGGGCAGCCUUGUCCAGGUAAAGUUGUUUUCAGCCUUCUGUCUGCUGUUAUGUGAGGGGUCUCAGCCAGCCAGAGAGUUUCGCUGGAGGAGGGCGAAAGGACCAUGGAGACCAGCUGCCACACAGCAAGAGCCCAGCUCUCGGGAGCAUUGAGAUUGGGCCCCCUCCACCCACUGGAGAUGUAAGCUCAGGGUUAUACAGUUUUGAAUCUGGGGAAGGGGCUUUCAGACACAUUGUUUGCUUUCUGCUGAAAUAAGGAAUGCAUCACUCUGCCAGAGGACAACUUUUUACAGAUUAUUAAAUAAAGCUGUAUAUGUCUCAUUGUUACCUGA
Molecule: messenger RNA, 2752 nt
Organism: Carlito syrichta (Philippine tarsier)
Lineage: Eukaryota; Metazoa; Chordata; Mammalia; Primates; Tarsiidae
Gene: NDRG3
Product: NDRG family member 3
Exons: 17
Coding region: 78-1244 (388 amino acids)
Biological process (GO): signal transduction
Cellular component (GO): cytoplasm
Source: RefSeq, a predicted model, not a curated record